AAACUCUUAAAUGGCACAUCAAUCAGAUAAAGGGAGAUAACUGCGGAGACAUCAAAGAUGGUAAAUUGACGACGUUUGGGAUUACUCUUUCAGCUGACGUUUUUACUUGUUUGGAGUUUAACAAUGCGGGUGAUUACUUGGCUGCAGGAGAUAAAUCGGGCCGCGUCUACGUCUUCAACAACUCCAAUCAGGCAGGUUCUGCGAAAAACGGUACAUACAGCAUCUACUGCGCGUUUACGAGCCAUGAGCCCGAAUUCGACUACCUAAAGUCUCUGGAAAUCGAGGAGAAAAUCAACGCAAUAUGCUGGCUUCCAUCGAUAAACAAUUCCUUGCAUUUGCUCUCGACAAAUGAUAAAGUCAUAAAACUCUGGCGGAUAAUACCAAGGUACCGGAAGUCCGACAAACUAACCAUUGAAGUCCGCCCUCGGCGAGUGUUCGCCAAUGCUCAUACUUAUCAUAUCAACGCCAUUUCGGUAAACUCCGACCAAGAAACUUUCCUAUCCGCUGAUGACUUGCGUAUCAAUCUCUGGCACUUGGAUAUAACAAACCAGUCUUUUACUAUAGUCGAUCUCAAGCCCGCUAACAUGGAGGAGUUAUCUGAAGUAAUAACCUGUUCACGUUUUCAUCCUGAGCAUUGCCAUCUGUUCGCUUACUCCACAAGCCGGGGUGUUGUCCGCCUUUGUGAUAUGCGCCAGAGCGCCCUCUGCGAUAACCACCUUAUGGUUCUGGAUGAUCCCGCCCUCUCCCAACAACGCGGCUUCUUUGCUGACAUCAUUGCCAGUCUUUCUGAUUUUCGUUUCGACCACUCCGGAAACUACAUCCUCGCGAGGGACUACCUCAACUUGAAGGUUUGGGACGUCAGAAAUGGUUCCCAGCCCUGUGAAGUCUACUCAGUCCACGAACCUCUCCGCUCACAACUCUGCAUGCUCUACGAAAGUGAUGGAAUCUUUGAUAAAUUUUUGUGCUCGUGGUCGGAAGACGAUCGACUACGUGAACACGAAAAGUUCUUCGGAACUAGCGCUUCGGACAAUUUGAAACAAACGAAGAAGUUGACGCCCGUUCUCUAUUUUCUUAAACCCUUUAUCCUUUUUUUCCAUCAGGUUGUUGUCGAUCUCGCUUCUGGCAGCACUGUAGUCGCAGGAAAGUCUUUCAACAAGGAUGAUGAUGAUGAAGAGGAAGAUGAGGUGGAGGACGAGGAGGCAGAGGAGGAGGAGGGGGAUGACGAGGAAAGUACCCAG
This is a messenger RNA of Dibothriocephalus latus, 1238 nucleotides long. NCBI's taxonomy places the organism in Eukaryota, Metazoa, Platyhelminthes, Cestoda, Diphyllobothriidea, Diphyllobothriidae. The record is from the annotation of a GenBank genome assembly.